AUGGGUGAGCCCCAGGGGUCCAUGCGGAUCCUAGUGACUGGGGGCUCUGGGCUGGUGGGCAGAGCCAUCCGGAAGGUGGUAGCAGACGGGGCCAGGCUGCCCGGAGAGGACUGGGUGUUUGUUUCUUCCAAGGAUGCUGAUCUUACGGAUGCUGCACAGACCCGAGCGCUGUUUGAAAAAGUCCGGCCCACACAUGUCAUCCAUCUUGCUGCAAUGGUGGGGGGCCUGUUCCGGAAUAUCAAAUACAAUUUGGACUUCUGGCCCCAACGCGUGGCAGGACUCUCAGCCGGCGCCUGA
Messenger RNA from Lipotes vexillifer (Yangtze River dolphin), 297 nucleotides. Its product is annotated as GDP-L-fucose synthase-like. The record is from RefSeq and is a predicted model, not a curated record. Bases 1 to 297 code for a protein of 98 amino acids. The transcript has 3 exons. Gene Ontology annotation, molecular function: GDP-L-fucose synthase activity. NCBI's taxonomy places the organism in Eukaryota, Metazoa, Chordata, Mammalia, Artiodactyla, Lipotidae.